UAAACAGCUGCAGCAUGUAGUGGGGAGAGAGAACGUGAAGCUGUAGUUUGACACUAUGUCUGUGUUUCAGUAUAAUCGUGUGGACUUCUUCUUCACUUGUCUUGGCCUGGUGUUCCUGCUGCUUGACAUCGGGCUGGACAUUUUUGCGGCUGUUUCUUUCUACCAGGAAAAGGCGUACGUGAGCCUCAGCAUACUGCUGCUGUUCCUGGUGGGCUCGUCGGUCCUGGUCCAGGCCUACAGCUGGCUCUGGUACAGCUACGAGGACUUUGAGAGGCAGACAAAGGUCGAGAGCUGCCUGACCCUGAGUCAGCUCCGGCUGCUGCACUGGCUCCAGCUGGGAAUCUACUUCAGACAUGCAGGUGUUGUGGAGGUUUCCAUUCGCAGCUUCUGCACUAAGAUGACUGAGGGCUGCGCUGUGUACCUGAGUCACGACCUCAGCAUGCUGCGGCUCAUCGAGACGUUUUCAGAGAGCUCCCCUCAGCUCGUCCUCAUGCUCACCAUCAUCCUGCAGCGAGGAGAGCUUGACCCUGUCACAGUGUUGAAGGCCCUCGGUUCGGCCUCGGCCAUCGCCUUCAGUGUGACCACGUACCACCGCUCCCUGCGCUCCUUCCUGCCUGAGAAGGAGAAGCAGCAGAUCGUCUCCUCUGUGAUCUACUUCCUGUGGAACCUGUUCCUCAUCUCCUCCCGCCUCACCUCCCUCGCCCUCUUCGCCUCCGUGCUGCCCUGCUUCAUGUGCGCCCACUUCUUCUGCUCGUGGCUGCUCUUGUUGUUCUUCGUGUGGCGCUGUAAAACGGACUUUAUGGAGAGUCCUGUGGGGGAGUGGCUGUACCGAGCCACCGUGGGUCUGAUCUGGUAUUUCAACUGGUUUAACGUGGUGGAGGGGAAGACCAGGUUCAGGACUCUGCUCUACCACGGCUUCAUCGUGGCUGAUGUUUCCCUCCUCUGCGGCCUGUGGUGCUGGAGGAUGAACACAGAGGAGCUUUAUUUUGAAAUCCCACACACUGUAAUCGCUGCGGUCAGUGUAGUUUCCAUCUACCUCUUCGGCCUCUUACUAAAAAUCAUAUAUUAUAAAUGUUACCACCCGAACCUGAGCAAAGAGGAGCUGAAAGGAGUCACGUCUGUGGAGGAGCUGGCGAGGAGUUCGCCGCUCUCUGGAGACGAAGUAGACUCAGGUUUGGUGUCGGGGCGCAGCUUUCCCAGUCCACCGGCCCCCGACCUCAAACACAACAAGAGGAUGAGGAAGCUGGCCGAGAACUUCUACUCCUGACCUCCGUCACUUGACCUCCGUCUCCACGGGACAUGGAGGUCAGACAGAGACGUCCGUCAUCAUGAUCAUGUGACCUGCUCAUUGAUACAGUCUCACCAAACACUACUGAGAUCUCUUUAUUCUCAUAGGCACUUUCUGAAAAUGGAGGAGCAGUGACGUCACAGGAACAGUAAUAAUUUCAUAUUUUAACAGACAUUAAAAAAAGGAAUUAUUAAUAUAGGAUCGAUUAACCAUCAAUAAAUACGUCACAAAAACCAUUUAUAAAAACAUUUAUUAAUUAAUGGAUGAAUGAUAGAAUUUGAAAAGACAUUUUAAAAUGGGAAUACGUUCCUGGAUUCACUCUUCAAUUUCCAUUUCCUCUUCCUUAGCUAAUGGAUUAGCCAAGUCAUUUAGCUUCUCCGGUUAGCCUUCAGUGCUGGUAAAACCCUUUUUCAUAUAGGUGAAGUCUACAGAUAUGACUGGUUAGCUCUCCAACCAAUCAGAGAGCUUGUAACAUCCCAUGGCCAAUCAGGAUUGUUUAUCCUGGUUUUACAUCACUGAAGGCCAGAGUGUCACAGAGAGGCUAACAGGAGAUGCUAAAUGACUAAGCUAAUCGAUUAGCUUAUAGGAAAUGGAAAUUGAAGCUGGAAUCCGGGAACGUGUUCCCAUUUUUAAAAUCUCUUCUUUCAAAUUCUAUUUAUUCAUGAAUUAAUAAAUGUAUUGACAAAUGGUUUAUUUAAUAAGAGUUUUAUGUUUUUGUCCAUCCAUUUUAAAAUCUUUAGUAUCUAUUGAUGGAUUAAUCGAUCAUUUACAAUUCCUAUUGUUAAUGUCUAUUAAAAGAUGAAAUUACAGAAAUGCUCUAAUACUUUUCGUCCAUAUCUGCUGCGUAUUCAUCUGGUGCUACAAAAGCAAAUGAAGCUGCCAAUCAAUUUGUAAUAUGUUGUGAAUGUUGAUAUGAACUGGUGUUAUAUCAGGUGAACCUGUCCUUUAACAGCUGAUCUCAUGGUGCACAAACAUUCCUGACUUUAUUUUUAUAUUUAUUCUAGAUACGUUUAUCAAUUUUGUCUAAUUAUGUUUUUAAAAAGUUUUUAUAAUUGAUAAAUAAUAAAAACAAACUUGAGUCUGAAACUUUUUAAAAUUUAUUUACAUUGUAUUGAGUGUCUCAGGUUAUACAGGCAAACCUCCCGCACAGCCACCGAGGGAAAUAGUGAUUAUUGUAAUUAAAUUAGCAUUGAUUGAUUAUGAUGAUAUUGUUCAGUCUACAGGAUCACAUUCAGGCUCUCGACAUGACCCCAUGCAGCCUCACAGGUCCGUGAAAAUGAGAUGAAAUACUUUUAAAAAAAUAAUAGAAAAACAAAACCAGAGACAGCUUUUAACAACAACAACAACAACAACGACAGUUUUUGGCAUCGCUAAGAAAAAGAGACGCAGAGGUCCAAGAAUAUUCCACGGUUGUUUUUUUAAAAGGCCAGAAAACAGACAUGACAUGCAGACAAAGACAGGAAACGGAAAUGCAAAGACUGCAUAUGGUCUCUCGGUUUUCUCAUUUCCCUUGAACACUCAGCGAUCAAAGUCACGCAGCUUUUUGAACGAGCCUUUCACCCUCGUUAUCUGAUCUGCAUAAAACAAAAAACAAAAACGCAGCAUGUUUUACAGCCUGUGAUUGUCUUGAAGCGACGCAGCGUUUCACAGCAACAAUAAAAGCAAAGUCCUUUUCAAAAGGAGACAAACGUCUGAUGUAAAACAGACGUGAUUCAAGAGAAAGUCAAAUUUAAAAUUAAGAAAAACAAUGUAUUGUCACUGCAAAUUGAGAUAUCAAGAACUUAAUUAUCUGGAACCCUUCACUAAAACUGUUUUUGAUAAACACUCAGAAAUCAACAUCAAUAUCACCCCCCCCCC
Molecule: messenger RNA, 3145 nt
Organism: Seriola aureovittata
Lineage: Eukaryota; Metazoa; Chordata; Actinopteri; Carangiformes; Carangidae
Product: XK-related protein 8-like
Exons: 3
Coding region: 56-1267 (403 amino acids)
Biological process (GO): phosphatidylserine exposure on apoptotic cell surface; engulfment of apoptotic cell; apoptotic process involved in development
Cellular component (GO): plasma membrane
Source: RefSeq, a predicted model, not a curated record